UUAAAACCAGUUUAAAUGAAACACAUCAACGUCUCAAUUACUAUAAUUUCAAAGCUUUAAACCUUUAUCUUGUAUACAUUAUAUUUUUCUUAUUUUUUGAAAUCCUGCAUUCUUUUUUUUCUUUUUGUUUAUUUACAUUUUGUACGUCAUUUCUCUUAUCAUCGGGUCUUCCACGAUUCUGCUUCUUUGAAGUUGCUUUUUCCCAAUCACUUUUAUAGCUCUUCAUGAGUUGACAGAUGAUUCAGUUUCAGGCCUAACGUGGAAUACAACAGACACGGUCGUGUUUAAAUCUUUAGUUCCUGGUGUUUCUGCCACUGUUUAAUCUGCUUGCAAAAAACUUUUUUUUUUGACACUUCCUACACUCCUUCUUCGGAUCGGGUUUAGGAAUAUAUUUUGGUGAGCUCUACAUCUAUAAGUUGUUCUUUCUUUUUGUUUCUUGUUUUCAUUCUAGCUCGUUGAGCUUUUCUUUUCCGGUUCUGUAGAAUUUUUUCUAUCCGACGUCGUCUAGUCAGAUAGAUCCGUUAAUCACGACAAGCUAUAUAGACGCCUCAUAGUUCCGUUUAUAGUUGGAUUGUGUUAUUUUUUAUUUUCCUAGAAAAAAAUUUUUUUUUUUUCAUAUUCUGUUUUGCUUAACGCAUCUAGAAAUUGUUGGUUCAUGAACUGCAAAGUUCCCAAACAUACAUCUUGACGGGAUUAUUUGCUUUAUUGUUCAGAAUAGUUGCUAUUCAUCAAUUACCAAGCUAUCUUUAAAAGUCUAGAAGGCUUACAUUGGAUUUUGUACUGUAUAGUACAGGUAAAAGGAAUAUCGAGCUCUGUUUGUUUUCUAAUCUCUUGGUCAUUUGUUUUCUUUUAAUCUUUUAAUUUUCGGCAUUUGGAUUUAAUUUUGUUAUAUAAUUGCCUUUGUAUGCCUCACUUUCUUAUCGCUUUUCGUUUCUUGUUCUGCUUUACUGAAUAGAGUCCUUUAACGGAGUAUACGCUAGAUCUGUUAUAAACUUUACCAAUUCUUUUCAAUACCAUGGAUGCAGACACGUUCUUAGACGGUUUGCCAGGAACGACCGUUAUGGUCAAAGAUCACCAUUACGCUUCUUCGGAAAAUAGUGAAUUGAAACGUGAUGGUGAUAUUGUGCUUCAACCUCAGCCGUCCGAUGAUCCAAACGAUCCUUUAAAUUGGAAACCAUAUAGAAAAAACUGGCACAUUGCUUUGAUCUGUGUGUUUACUUUGGUUACCAGUGCUAUAGCAAACGAUGCUGGUUCUGCCCAAGAUCAAAUGAAUGAACAGCUUGGUAUUUCUUACGACGCCAUGGACAAUGCCGCUGGUGUUUUGUUUAUCUGCGUUGGCUACUUUACCUAUAUCUUUAUGCCUGCCAGUCAGUUGUAUGGAAGACGUUGUGUUUAUAUGAUUUGCCUUGUGUUUGGUAUACUAGGUUCUCUAUGGUUUGCUAAAACGAACGAUACGCCAAAUUCGGUUGCUAAUCAGGCAUUUGUUGGAAUCAGUGAAUCGGCCUCAGAAGCUCUAACACAAUAUUCUCUAUCUGAGAUUGUUUUCGAACAUGAGCGUGGUAUUAAAAUUGGUAUUUACAUUCUUUCUACCUCCGUUGGUACCUAUCUUGGUCCCUUGGCUGCUGGAUACGUCGCUUCCUCUCAAGGCUGGCGCUGGAUUGGUUGGUGGGGUCUAAUUUGUUGUGCCAUUACCUUUGUUCUCUUUUUAUUUACUUUUGAAGAGACUGCGUUUGAUCGUACCAAAGCCUAUGAAAUUGGAAGACAACGACUUGUUGCGACCCAGGAAAGUGCUCAGAAACUAGAUGAAGAUAAAGAAGACGAUCAACAAAUAAAUGAAGAGAAAAAGGAUGAUCAAGAUCAUUCUUUAGACAAACCUAAAAACGAAGUUUCUGUGAAAGAGUUUACGGGCGCUUCCAUGGAUACAUACAAACGUCCGACUUAUUGGCAACGGAUCGCGCUAAUUACCCCUGCCACAUCACUUUCUGGUUGGGGUUUCCGACAAUAUGUAGUACGACUCGUCCAAACCUUGCACAUUUUUCUUUUCCCUGCUGUCAUUUAUUCAGGUCUACAAUGGGGCGCUCAAAAUGCUUGGUUGACGUUUUACUUGACUACGAUGGAAGAGGAUUGGAUGGAAGCACCCUAUAAUUAUGGUGAUAAUGCUGUAGCAAUUAUGAACGUUCCACUUAUUAUUGGAGCCACCAUUGGAUGCUUUUACGCCGGUUACUUGGGUGAUUAUAUAGUAAUUUGGUUUGCUAAGCGUAACAAGGGUGUCAAAGAAGCUGAGAUGCGUCUUUGGAUGAUGAUUCUUCCUUGUAUAAUUAAUCCUUUGGGUCUAUUUUUAUUUGGCAUCGGAACUGCUCGUCAUUGGCAUUGGGCUCCUUCUUAUGUUGGUCUGGGAUGUAUAGGUUUCGGAUGGGGUUGCGCUGGUGAUACCGCAAUGGCUUAUUUGAUGGACGCGUAUCCAGGAAUGGUUCUUGAAGGCAUGGUUGCUGUAUCUGUAAUUAAUAAUACUUUUGGUUAUGUUUUUACAUUUGCUUGUCAAAGCUGGAUCGAUAGCAUUGGAACCGAAAAAACCUACAUUUCUAUUGGUGUCUUAUGCUUCUUUAUCAUCUUCACAUCGUUCCUUAUGAUAUUGUUAGGAAAACGGAUGCGAAAGAUAACCGCUAAGCACUAUUUCGCAUUCCUACGUGUUCGUAGCCUUUUGGAUAAUCAAAAUUUGGAAGAAAACCAUGAAACAAGUGUUGUUGUCUAAUUCCCGAAUUGUGUAUUUGUAUGUAGAUAAGGUUUUUUUUGUUUUUUGUUAAUAAAUAUAUUUGUUUUCGUUUAUUUACUUCAUA
Molecule: messenger RNA, 2837 nt
Organism: Schizosaccharomyces octosporus yFS286
Lineage: Eukaryota; Fungi; Ascomycota; Schizosaccharomycetes; Schizosaccharomycetales; Schizosaccharomycetaceae
Product: membrane transporter
Exons: 1
Coding region: 1016-2752 (578 amino acids)
Biological process (GO): transmembrane transport
Molecular function (GO): transmembrane transporter activity
Source: RefSeq, a predicted model, not a curated record